AUGACUUCGAAUGAGGAUAUCAUCUAUUGGGCAAAUGCAAUGGGCAGACAUGAUGCUGUCUCACAGUUGCCAUAUGGUGAAGCAUCUAGAACCACCACAGAGCGGCAAGACAUCGCUGCGAUGGUCAUUAGUAUUGAAAAGUUCUCAUUUUUCCCCUUCGUCUUGACUGUGGAUACCAAAUAA
This is a messenger RNA of Penicillium angulare, 183 nucleotides long. RefSeq lists its product as uncharacterized. The record is from RefSeq and is a predicted model, not a curated record. Lineage: Eukaryota; Fungi; Ascomycota; Eurotiomycetes; Eurotiales; Aspergillaceae. The transcript has a single exon. Bases 1 to 183 code for a protein of 60 amino acids.